CUGCAGCAUACUUGCGCCACCACCCCCAGUGCUGCCUGGUGACGUCAGGGCUGAGCGAGGGGGCGCCGCCUGCUGAGUGCCCGCCCCUCCGGGCCGUGCGGCCGGGACUUGCCCUUUAAAAGAGCGGGGGGCCUGCGCCAACCGCGCCACACCGUGGGCACUAAGACACACGGCCGCUUCCCCGGAGCAUCUUCAUCUCGCCUGCUGUCCUCAUCUCGCUCCACUGGUUCUGCCACUAUCCUCUUCUGCGCGCAGAUUCAGGCGAGCCGGGCCAUGCAUCCGGCAGUGCUUCUCGGCCUCCUCGGAGCCACGAUGGUGGCGGCUGUCAGUUCUAUGCCAUUGGAUAUCAGGAAUUACAAUGACAGAAUGGUGAUUCGCUGCAUCUUCGCGGCCAUCACAACUGCCCUGUCGAAGUUCAGUUUUCCACCUGUCGCCACUGACUGCUACCACCCCCUGAGCAAGAGUAGAAAGGAGGUUAAAUAUGAAGAGAAAAAUGAAAAUGAAAACACAAGGUUUGAAGUAAGAUUGUUAAGAGACCCAGCUGAUACCUCAGAAGCCCACAGGCCUUCCAGUAGGGAAGACGCAGGAGUCGCAGGGGAGGCGGACACCCAAGACCCAUCAGUGGCCAACAAACAGGGAGGUGGGCACAGCCAGGAGGGAGCAGGUGAGCCCCAAGGGACCCUCUAUGCCUCUGACAGUCAAGAAGCAAAGACACACCAUUCUGAGAAGAGCGAGGAAGAGGACAGAGAAGACGAGGAAGGAGAGAAAUAUCAGAAAAGGGAGCAUGGGGAAGGUGGCAGUGAAGAGCAACACCUGGAAGAGCCAGGAGAGACACAAAACACGUUUCUCAACAAAAUAAACCAGGCUAUGGCUAAGAAAAAAGAGGAGAUAGUGUCCAGAUACAAUACACCCUCUGCCAGGCUGCCUGAGGAGAAGACACACAGCCGGGAGAGGAGUAGCCAGGAGAGUGGAGAAGAGACAAGGAAUCAGGAGAAACACCCCCAAGAGUCUAAAAGCCAACUCAGGAGCCUGGAAGAACCUGAGGAAAGUGAGGAAGAUGCCAGCCUUGAGGUGGACAAACGACUCUUGAGACCAAGACAUCACCACAGGCCGAGUAGGCCCGAUAGGUCCUAUCAAGAAAGGAAUCCUCCCUCUGAGGAAAGGGGACACCCCAGUGAGGAAUCUGAGUCAGACUUGGACAUAACCAGCUUAGGGGACAGGAGGGACCAUCAUCCAACCCACUACAGGGCUUCAGAGGAAGAAUCCGAAUAUGGAGAAGUGAGGAGUUACCCAGGGGUCUGGGCCCCCAAGAACCUGGAGGGGAGACAAUAUGGGGGCAGAGGAAGUGAGGAAUACAGGGCUCCAAGGCCUCCUACUGAUGACAGCCUAGUGAAGAAGGACAAGAGAUAUCGCCCCAACUCAGAGCUUGACAAUAUGCCACAUCGAUAUAGUGAAGAAAGUGAGGAAGAGAAGGGCCCUGAGUGGGGACCAGAGCCAGAGCUUGGUGCCUAUUCCACUCCAGACAAAGAAGAGAAACGAUUCUUGGAUGAAGGACUCUACCGUGUUCAAGAAAACCAGAUGGACAAGGGAAGGAGGCAUCCACAAGGCGAGUGGAAAGAGCAGGGCAGAAAUGACCUCAACUAUGGUGAGGAAAUGGGUGAGGAAGGAGCCCAAGGGAAGUGGCAGCAGCAGGAGGUCCUGCAAGACACUAAAGGGAACAGGGAGGAAGGUAGGCUUCAAGGCAAGCAAUAUGCUCCCUAUCACACCACUGAAAAGAGGAAGAGAUUAGGGGAGCUGCUCAACCCAUACUAUGACCCUUCCCAGUGGAAGGGCAGCCAUUUGGAGAGGAAAGACAACAUGGAUAACAACUUUCUUGAGGGUGAAGUGGAAAAUGGCUUGACCUUGAAUGAGAAGAAUUUCUUCCCAGAAUACAACUAUGACUGGUGGGAGAAAAAGCCCUUUGAGAAGGAUGUGAAUUGGGGAUAUGAGAAGAGAAACUUCGCCCCCAAACUGGAUCUGAAAAGGCAGUAUGACAGAGUGGCCGAACUGGACCAGCUCCUUCACUACCGGAAGAAGGCCGCCGAAUUUCCAGAUUUCUAUGACGCUGAGGAGCAGAUGAGCCCACACCACGUGGCCGAAAAUGAAAAGGACAGGGCUGGCCGAGGAGUUCUGACAGAGGAGGAGGAAAAAGAACUUGAAAACCUGGCUGCAAUGGAUUUGGAACUACAGAAAAUAGCUGAGAAGUUCAGUGGUAACCAAAGGGGCUGAUGGUCGUUGGCGCCAAGGGCCAUUUUAAGAAGCAGCCCUCACGUUGUCCAUUUUCCAACACUUCACUGAAAAGCAUCAUUUAUUUACCGAAAGGCAGAAAGUAGAAUUUAGUGCUUAACACAAUUGGAAAUGUCUUUCAUUUUUGCCAGAAUGCUAUUGAAAAUAAGAAUAGCAUGACUUGUAGCAUAUUCUUUCUCGCAAAAUCGACCCAUUACCAUGCUUGUGACGAUGACUGCUACCAUCCUUGAAAAAAAUAUGUCUGUUUCCAUUUAAAUAAUAAAAGAUUUACCUGAAGCCAACAGCUUCAUGUCCUCAGCUUCCUUUGGGCUAAGAGAGAGGAGAGUGAUUUUCAAAUCUGUUCUUUAAAUUCUAAAAGACUGCACUAGGAUUUACUCAUCUUUGGAUGCAGAAUAGAAAAAAAAAAAAGCCAACCUUUGAAGGAUAUAAAAAGAAAGAGCUCAGGAAAAGACAUCUUUUCCUCUAGCCUGGAGAAAGAUUAAAUAGGCUUAAAGAAUCUGUUUCAAAAAAUGAGCCUAAGAUAUUACUUUUGAAAUACUGUUAUCUGGAGAGUAGCUGGCCAAGGGUCACUUUUCAGGGCCGAGGAGAAAGCCUGGAUAAUGGGAAGAACGCUGGACUUGGAAUCACAACAUCUGGGCUGGUCCAGACAGAUGCCUGGACCCUCAGGGCCUGCCUGACCUUUACUGUGUAAGGAGACAAGGCUGUGACUCUGGGACCAAGUAGCUGUGUGACUUUGCACAAGCUUCUUUCCCUCUCUGGAGCUCAGGUUCAUCAGUAAAAUAAGGCUGUCUGUCUCACUGGGUUGUUAUGAGGAUGAUAGGAGUUUAUGCAAAAGACUCGGAGGACGGGCUUGGCAGGUGGCAAUGGUGCAAGAAAUGCUGGCUGCUGACGUUAUUAUGCUCGCAGCUUCUUAGAGAAAGACAGUUGGACAGCUUCCCCUUCUCUCUCCUCUGACCUGUCUUUUCAUUCCUCAUCAAUGGUGGCUUCUACUUGGUUGAUUUCUACUGUUUUGACAGUUCAGGUAAUGAGCUGUUGUUCUCUAGGAGGCGGCAAAAAUAAGUCUGAGUAUCGCGUAUGGCUUUUAUUCAUCCAGGAAGGCCUGGUUCUCUUCCCCUUGACAAAGUCAAGAAUUGCCUGUGCUAACUUAACCAGAUUCUUUUCAGAUUUACUUUCAGUGACUUACUUUUCCAGGAGAGUUUCAGCUUUAUCAUAUGGGGAGCAAGCCAAUCAUUGCUAUGAAUUUGACAGCCAGUUGUUCUAAAUCUGGGCACAUGCUUUUCUAGAAGGCUGCUUAUUAUCUCUCUGCCUGGGGUCUUUUUUUCCUGGCCAUCAGAUCAUGCUGGGAUGUUUGCAAAGAUACGUGUGUGAGAAGUGCCGGGGGGUGUCAUGGCUCCUGGGGCAGUGCUCAUGGUGGAUAGAUUUGGUAUAAAAAUAUUGUACUGUUUUUCCAUAAUGAAGUACCACAAAUUGGUGGCUUAAAACAACAGAAAUUUACUCUCUCACAGUUCUGGAGGCCAGAAAUCCAAAAUCAAGGUGUUGGUAGGGCUAUGCUCCCUCUAAGCCUGUAGAGGAAGACCUUCCUUGCCUCUUCCAGCUUCUGGUGGCCCCAGGCAUUCCUCAGCUUGUGGCAGCAUAAUCCCAAUCUCUGCCUCCAUCUCCGCAUGGCCAUCCUUUUCCUGUGAGUCUCUGUCUGUUCACAUGAUGUUCUUUUUAUAAGGACACCAGUCAUACUGGAUUAAGGGCCCACCCAGUCCAGUACGACCUCAUCUUAACUAAUUAACCUGCAUCGAUCAAUCCCAUUCCCCAAUAAGUCCCAUUGCUGCUGUACUAGGGGUUGGAACUUCAGCAUAUCUUUUUCUGAGGGCAAAAUUCAACCCAUUACAGGACAGGCCAGCUCCCACACCCCUCAGGUAGAAUAACUCUGAGCCACAUACGCUGUGUCUCCCAGAACUCCCCAGAGCAUUGAGCAUGACCAGGUGACAUGCUUGGUAAUGCACCUUUUAUAGGCUGUCUUUAACUCCCUGUCCCACUUUCUACUGGUGACUCUACUGGUGUUUCCAGGGACCACCUCUCAAAUAAACUGCUUGUCCUUAACAUCUUAUUUUGGGGUUGGCUUCUGGGGGACCCCAACCUAAGAAACCAUUCAAAGCCAGGCUGAAUAUGGCAAAUAAUACAACUACAGUUGUAAUAGAUCACAGUUGUAACCCCUUGUGUUACUACAUCUUGAUGCAAGAAACUACAAAAUGCUCAACACGUUGCAGGACACAACAUAAUGUGUCUCUCCUUUUUCUCUGUUGCAGUCCAGUAACAAAAAACAAAUCAUUUCCUAAAUAAAGAGAAUUCAAGGGGCCCAAGAUGAAUAGGGGUUUACUUACUGGAUGAAAGGCAAGACGCUGCAGUGCACCAAAUGCCAGCCUGGCAAGUCUCUCUCUCUCUCACACA
Rhinolophus ferrumequinum (greater horseshoe bat) is the source of this 4728-nucleotide messenger RNA. It is a transcript of the gene CHGB, whose product is annotated as chromogranin B. NCBI's taxonomy places the organism in Eukaryota, Metazoa, Chordata, Mammalia, Chiroptera, Rhinolophidae. The transcript has 5 exons. Gene Ontology annotation, cellular component: secretory granule. The record is from RefSeq and is a predicted model, not a curated record. Bases 274 to 2268 code for a protein of 664 amino acids.